Messenger RNA from Paramecium sonneborni, 649 nucleotides. The record is from the annotation of a GenBank genome assembly. Lineage: Eukaryota; Ciliophora; Oligohymenophorea; Peniculida; Parameciidae.
AUGAUUCUAUUUUCAGCCAUUUCAAAAGGAUCCCUGAUUUUAUGUGAAUAUACUGAAUCAAAUGAAGAUUUCUCUUCAUUAAUUAUGAAAUAGCUCAAAUUCAUUAAAAAUAAAGAAGAGAAACAACAAUUCGAAAUUGUAUUUUCAAUUCUUUAUUUGAACCUAGAACUAAUAUAUUAUGUAUUUACUUCAAAGAAACCAAUAUAAUUUUAUGUGCAUGAUGCAAAUCACUGAAAAAAAUAAACUUUAAGAUUAGCAGACAUUUGCAUAUAGUUUUCUAAAAGACAUUUCUGAAAAAUUUUUAUAAGUGGCUUAAUGUAAGUUUUGAAAUUAACAGGAGCUUAAGAAGACAAGGGUCAAUUCACAAAAGUUAUUGCAGAAAUAAUGAGUUAAUAUAAUUCAAAAAUUGAAAACAAUGCUGACCAAUAGAAAGUAAAUAUUUAAGAGUAUAUAAAAAUAUAUUUUUUUUUAUAGAAUACAAAACCAAUAAUUAUUCAAUACAUAAGUUUCUCAGGAAAUUUAAAUCAAUGAAAUAAAAGACAAAUACGGUUAUAGUGUAAAUACUUGUAAAUCAAUCUUUUUUGUUAUUAACCUAUUUCUUGCUGGAAUCCUUGUUGAAUUGUUUACUAAAUUUGAUAAAUAUUUAUGA